UGGAUCAGCUUCUCACAAUAAGAGGCCAAGUUUCGGGGCAUUAAGUAGUAUAGUGCUGCCGUUGGAAUCGUAGUUGGCGUUGUUUGCAGUUCUGUUUGUACAAACGCCAGAAAAUGGCGGUGGGACAUCAGUAGGAAGAAGUUAAUACAAUUGUGAUGUUUGUGGUGUAAGUUCUUGUCGAUUGUUACAAUAUGUGAUGAUGCAGAAAAAGUGUCAGAACGUGUAUAAUAAGUAAAAUUGUCAACAUGUCGGAUCAUAUAAUGCCUAUUGAUAGUAAUAAUAAAUCCGUUGAUACUGGCCAAGGAGAUGACGUAAAAUGUCUUGCACAAACAUGUAUCAAGCAGCAGCCAUCUGGCGGCGAAGAAGAUAAUACAAAUGAAAAGAAGGGCGCGAGUAAUGUUCCGUAUCUAGAUGAUACGGGAUAUCCUAAAAGGAGGAAAACGCGUCGUGGAAAAUCGAAACGCCGCAAACUCAAGCCGUAUAGUAAAUUGACGUGGCAGGAGCGUAAUGAGCAGGAGGACAACCAAACGAAACUAGCUAAUAAAGUCAGAGCACAAAUGUUUGCACAUGGACAGCCCGUUGCUCCUUACAACACCACACAAUUUUUGAUGGAGGAUCAUAAUGAUUUGCAAGACUUGGAUGUUCAGCUGAAAGCAGUGACAACAAAUUCAGGUAGAUUUAGAACAAAUACUUCAGUGUUUCAAAGACCAUCCCGAGUCCGUGAUUCAAGCCUUAGUGUUGAUUCAGAUGAUGAUCAUUUCUAUUCGUCCCCAGAGGAUGAGGAGGAAUUCUUAACUAAAGAAUUCUCAAAUGCAUAUGAAGAUUUACACGCAGAAAGGUUGGGUCAAAUGUCAAAAUCACAACUUAUUGAGGAAUAUAUACAACUGGAAGAAAAGGUUGACACAUUAGAGAAAAGGCUGAAAAAAUCUCAGAGUCUAGAAAUAAGAGGACAAGUAAAUGAUGAUACAGAUAUUGAGAAAGGUGAAAUGCAAGUGGAUGAAGAAACCUCUCGCAAAAUGCAGUUGUUUCAACAAGAAAUCAAUAAGCUUUUGAAGGAGAAUGAAAGAUUGCGUCUUGAGAAUGAUAUCAUGCGCCGAUCAUACAAUAAAGGAGAUAUGGUACCAUCAGUGUCAUCAUCUGUUGAUUCAGAGAGUGAUAGUACCUGCAGCUCUGCAAGCAAUUCAAGUGUUGAUAGUAUGGGCAGAGAGACAGGUUCAGCCAUUGAGAGUGAAAAUAAAGAAGUACUGUCAAGACCUUGUGACACAAACAGUGCAGAAGUUGAGUGAGCUGUGUUGGUGGGUAGGCUAAUUUUAGCAGCAUUGAACUUCCUAUUUAAUUUAAGGUUUGCUGAAAAACUCCAUUACGUAUAUAUAUCUUGAUUCCAACUUUCAUUGUAAUAUACCAUUUUAAAAUGUAUAUUUUUUACUUGUACAUUUUUUAAAAAAUAAUGCUUACGGUAAAAAACUGGAAUUUUAAAUAAAUGUUUUUAAGACAUGAUUUGAUAAAUGAUAGAGGAAGUGGAGUUUUUUAAAUGACCAUUAAAUUAUAUAUUGUAUCAAAAUACAUAUUCUUUCUGUAGGUUUUACCAUAACUUCCAGCAUUUGCAGAAAAUGUAUAGAGUACUCUUAUUGUUGCUUGUAUUAAGGUUGAAGAGACAAGUUUAUAAUGUAAGAUGCAAGUUUAUAAUGUAAGAUGUCCUCUUGUAUGACAUUAUGGAUUGUGUCACAGUAGUGAAAUUAUUUUACACAGCUGAACAAGAGACUGUUACUGAAUUUAAAGUUUCAAUGAGUGCUUUUAGCUUCAGGAAGGAUAAUUAUUAUAAUUGCUCCACAGUUUUCACAGAGAUUGACUUCUGUACUAGUGUCUGUCUCUUCAUUGUAAUUUAUGAGAUGACAAUUUUAAAGUUGCAUCUAGUCCCUCUAAAAUUUGUUAAUAGGGACUUAAUUCUUCAUUCCUAUUUAUGUUAAACAGUAACGUUAACUUCACUGGAUGUGUCAUUUCACUGAGUACAUAUAGAUAGUGUAUAAAGCUUGAAGCUGCUCUUGUUGCAGGAAUGUGACAAGUUACAUUGGACCACUACCACUCACAUUUAUGUUUCACUGUAAAUGGAACCCUUGCUAUUAUCAAUUGUGUAUUAUGUUAUGUUCUGCUAAAGUUUCACUUUUCAUCCAUUAAUGAAUACAUAUUUAGUGUAAAUAAAUGCACAUUAAUGGAA
Messenger RNA from Cryptotermes secundus, 2215 nucleotides. Its product is annotated as protein HEXIM. The transcript has a single exon. The coding region runs from base 246 to 1286 and encodes 346 amino acids. Gene Ontology annotation, molecular function: cyclin-dependent protein serine/threonine kinase inhibitor activity; 7SK snRNA binding. Gene Ontology annotation, cellular component: nucleus; nucleoplasm; cytoplasm. Gene Ontology annotation, biological process: negative regulation of transcription by RNA polymerase II; negative regulation of cyclin-dependent protein serine/threonine kinase activity. The record is from RefSeq and is a predicted model, not a curated record. NCBI's taxonomy places the organism in Eukaryota, Metazoa, Arthropoda, Insecta, Blattodea, Kalotermitidae.